Entrophospora candida is the source of this 222-nucleotide messenger RNA. Lineage: Eukaryota; Fungi; Glomeromycota; Glomeromycetes; Entrophosporales; Entrophosporaceae. The record is from the annotation of a GenBank genome assembly.
AUGCCUUCUCAAAUGCCUCAACCAUCUCAAUCAGAAACUUACAAAGAAAUAGAACCUGCUACUACAUUUGAUGAUAAUAAAACCACUUCUUUUGAUGAUGACAAUAUGAAUGAGACAACUCCUGAUGAUGUCAAUAUGGAUGAGAACAUGGAAAAUAAUGAUAAAGAUUUUAUUUAUAUCACAAAACAAACAGCAUUUAUAGCAUUUGCCCCUUAUUUAUAA